Messenger RNA from Parnassius mnemosyne (clouded apollo), 5923 nucleotides. The record is from the annotation of a GenBank genome assembly. Lineage: Eukaryota; Metazoa; Arthropoda; Insecta; Lepidoptera; Papilionidae.
GCAAUGGAAAGGGACUAUGAUUAAGAUCUAAUAAGUGACAUCUUACGCGAUAUAUUCGUUUAUAAUUUUAUUUUUAGUAAAAAAUACUAGUAAUGCUAUAAACAUUACUAAUAUUCCCUUAAACCACUUCUGGUAAGCUUAAAAUGCUUGUGUUAGAAGUGGUUCACGACAGUAGUCGAAUGGUGGAUUCGAACUCACGACCGACCGAAAACCGGCAGCGAUCACCUAAUGGUGAGAGGCACACUGAACCUAAACGUUAUAUUGGAGAGGUCACGUCUAAUGAAGUCAACGCUCCGUCCCCCUCGUGCUCUAAUCCAAAGUCCCGAAACCUUUUAGCUCGAGCUACGAAACCGUCUUCAGUGCAAAGAAGAUUGCAAUGCAGUGGAUGAUAUUAAUGACAAGCUCAUGGAAACUGUCCAUGCGGUCGGAGCUAAGUUUUGCCCGACCUGCCGCAGAAGAACACAAAAACUCUCCGAUCAAACUCUUAAUCUCAUGGAUGUUAGACGGGAUAUGAAGCCACAGUCUUCAGUAGAUUUGACAGCAUACAGGCAACUGAACAGACAGAUCUCCAAAUGCAUGCGGCGGGACUUACGCAACGUUAAUACUGCUCAUAUUGAAGAAGCGAUCAAGCGGAAACAGGGCUCCAAAGCCUUUGUUAGAGAUCUGUCUGCCAGAAAGAGCCAACUGUCGAAGCUGAAGACCGAGUGUGGCAGCGUCGUUUCCGGGACACCUGAGAUUUUGAGUGAGAUUGAGAGGUUCUAUGGAUAGCUGUACACAUCAUCGUUGGAGCCACACGUAAGUGUGAGUAACGAUCUAAGAGCGAGUCUUAUCCGACACUAUUCCGAUGAUAUCCCGGACGUCAGUCUGAGCGAGAUUAGAAUAGCUCUCCUGCACCUUAAAAACGACAAGGCCACAGGCGAGGAUAGAUUUACAGCAGAGCUUCUGAAAGCGGGUGGAAAACCGGUACUUGAAGUCCUUCAGAAGCUCACUAAUUCUGUCCUCAAUGGUGCCACCAUAUCGACGUGCUGAAGUUCUUGUACAGUAGGGCUACGAUGGCUAUCCGAGUACAGAACCAGAGUACGAAACUUAUCCAACUGCAGAGAGGUGUAAGACAGGGUGACGUUAUAUCCCCGAAACUCUUCACCGCUGCAUUGGAAGACGUUUUCAAGCUUCUGAACUGGAAAGGAUACGGUAUUAACAUCAAUGGCAAGUACAUCACUCACCUUCGAUUUGCCGACGAUAUAGUCCUUAUGGCUGAAUCGCUGGAGGACCUAAGCACUAUGCUCAAUGCCCUCAAUAGUGUUUCCCAACGGAUAGGUCUUAAGAUGAACAUGGACAAAACAAAGAUCAUGUUUAAUGUCCAUGUCACAUCUAUGCCGGUAGUUGUUAGGAGCACUAAGCUCGAAGUUGUUGAAGAGUAUGUUUACCUGGGACAAAUAGUCCGACUAGGUAAGUCCAACUUCGACCGAGAGAUCAAUCGGCGGAUUCAACUCGGUUGGGCAGCGUUCGGGAAAUUACGGCACAUCUUCUCGUCAGGUAUACCUCAAAACUUGAAAACGAGACUGUACAACCAGUGCGUGUUGCCAGUGAUGACCUAUGGAACUGAGACGUGGUCCGUCACUGCUGGCCGUAUGAGGAAGCUCAAGGUCGCUCAGCGAGCUAUGGAGAGGGCUAUGCUCGGAGUUUCUCUGCGUGAUAAACUUAGAAAUGAGGAUAUCCGCAAUAGAACCAGAGUGACCGACAUAGCCCAACGGAUUAGUAAGCUGAAGUUGCAAUGGGGCCGGCCAUAUAGCUCGAAGAACCGACAACCGAUGGGGAAAAAAUGUUCUCGAGUGGCGGACCAAGUGUAGGGUGCCCCCCACCCUCCCACUAGAUGGAGUGACGACCUGGUAAGAUAUGCAGGAAAUCGAUGGAUGCAGGUGGCUCAGGACCGUGCUUUGUGGCAUUCCUUGGGGGAGGCCUAAGUUCAGCAGUAGACUUGUGAAGGGCUGUAAUGAUGAUGAUGAUGAGAUAGCGACGACCAUCCACAUGUUUACGGGUGCAUCUGUAGAUCCCAUAGUGGUAAUGCCGAAACAGACCUAUUUAUCGACCACGUCCAAAUGGCGACAGAUUCCUUGCUACAGCAGAUCCCAUCCGCAGAGAUUGUGAUACUCGGCGAUUGUAACGCCCACCACGCCGAAUGGCUCGUUUCAUGUUUAACUUAUCAUGCGGGGAGAUCUGUUCAUGAUUUUGCCAUGGCAUAUGGUCUGACACAACUGGUAACUUCGCCUACGCGGAUUCCAGAUGUGGAACAUCAUGCACCUUCCCUGUUGGACCUUCUGCUGACCUCUCAUUCAGAUAGAUAUCAGGUCUCAGUCCACUCCCCUCUUGGCUCCUCAGAUCAUUGUCGAGUCCAGAGUGUGGUGCCACUCACACUAACAUCGCGAUUGCAUUCUGCAGUUUGGCUAUAAAAGCGACCGCUCAGACCCAUCUAGCUAUGCCCAUCGCCAUCACCUUGUUCUUCAAAAUAAUGGAAUCCAUUAUAAGCUGCCAACUCAUGCGGUCUUGAGGAUCACCAGCUGAUUAGUGACCGCUAAUACGGUCUUCGUCGGGGUCGGUCAGCUGGUGAUCUUCUGGUCUACUUGACUCAUAAAUGGGCGGAGGCAUAAGAGUCCAAGUGUAGAGGCAUUGGCCGUUAGUUUGGACAUUGCGAAGGCCUUUCGAUCGGGUUUGGCACAAAGCACUUCUGUCGGAGGUCUCUUUCUAUGGGCUUCCCGAGAAAUUGUGCAACUGAAUCACCAGGUUUCUUGCAGAUCGGAGCAUCUCCACAGUUUCAAGGCACUCCCCUCGUUGCCUCAGCCAGUAUCGGAAUCCUCGGCGUCGUCAUAUCUAGUGACGUGCAAGUUUCGUGAUCACUUGGAAGAGAAGGCCAAAUUGGCCUCUAAAACGCUUUGCGUGCUCAGCAGAGCGGGACAAUAAAUCAUGCCGGCACACCGCCUGCAACUUUACAAGGCGUAGGUUCGGCCUCACAUGGAAUACUGUUCCCAUCACUGGGCUGGGGCUCCCCAGGGCUUUAUUAAAAAAUAUAAAGCUGUUUUUGGUACCAACAGUAUGGUUUUCUUUAAGAAAUCUCUUCCUGAUAAAACAGUAUCUAACGCCUAUGGCCAGCCACGCCACGCCCUCGCGACGCCGCCGCCGCCGAGAAAGUAUUCAGGCCACGCCGUUGCCGUGGAAUUGGCGUUCGGCGCUCAUAUCUACAACCCUUAGGACUAAGAAGAAUGUCUUGUUUCCAGUAAAAACAGUCUAUUCUUUCUAGUUCCUUGAAGUCGGCUUUCACAUUUUUAUUUUUUAUUUAGUCUAAUCUUUUCAAAACCACAUCAAGAAUUACUACAGUAAUAUCUAAUAUUGCCGACGAGAUAACUAUCUCUUACCUGGACAGUGAGCACACUAUGAUGCAGGAAUGUUUCAUUACAUUAAAAGAGUUUGGACCUCCUUCUCAGUGGCCAAUUAUGAUUACAAAUGCAAAAUCAGAUCUAGCAGGACUUAUUGUAAAUGUUAUUAAUUAAUUUCACAUUACUAGGUAGGUUGGACUCCUUUUCUAUCUAUCUGUUAGUCCGUCUAGGUAGGCAUUAUACUUCUUAUCUAUUUCUACCGCCAAAUAACGGUGCUUGCAUUACGGUGUUCCGGUAUGAAGGGUAAGAGCCAGUAUAAUGAGGUCAUCUACGACUUUUUCUGCCAUCAGUGUGGCGCCACUAGAAAGUGAGGUAUAAUACUUAUUUGACAGAUUUCAUAGUGGGGAAGUUAAUUUGUUCGGAAAAUGUGAAAGUUAUUGUUUCUUUUUGCAUUAUUAGCUAUAUUUUAUAUUAAUAACAUUAAAAAUAAAUAAACCAAUCAACAGAUAUUCAAAAAAGUAGAUAAACUAAAAAAGUUAAAAAUGUGCAAAAAAUUAAAGAACAAACCACUGACGCAUUGUUUUAUGUAUUAAUAUAAUACUUUAGAAACAGAUAAUUUUUUUUUAAAAAACAACUUCUCAAUUCAAUUACAUUGUGUAAAAAAAAAACUUUACCUCAGUGUCAACUAGCGACAUCUGGUGAGCAGAAAAUUAUUAGCCGUCAUUACGGACUUUGAGGCAAUCCACGUUAGUCCUCAGUGGUGACAAAAUUCUUUAAGUAUGAGUGUACUCAAUCCGGAGAUAUUCCACAAAACCAGACUCCGAUAUAUUUAUAAUAAACCUACGAUUAAAUUACAUUUAAGUAUUUUAAUCUCCAAAAUAUCUUUUUUAGAAAACUAUACCUGACCGCUACCAUAAAGUUAAUUGUCCAAACCAACAAGACGGAUGCAGAUUACGAAUUCGUUCAACUGAGUUGGAAAAUCAUUUACAAGAAUGUCCUUUUAAUGAGAUGGCUUGUCCGUUAACCGAGCUUUUUGGACGAUGCUUCUGGAGAGGUAAAAUAAAUCAAUUGGACAGUCACUUUGCCGACGUCCAUCCUGAACAUCAACAAGCUGCUGUAGACAAAGAAUUGAUAGUCCAGAGUACGGAAAAUGAUUACAGAAUUGUUCAUUUAGUUCUGAUCGGAAACUUUCACUUUUUAUUUCAUAUAAAAAUCGAUACUUCUGAACAAAUGUUAUACAUGUCUACUCAGCUUUUGGGUACCGGGUCUAGUGCUGCCAAGUGGAACUACGAAAUCCACAUUUACAACAAAAAACAACCAAGGAGAAAAUAUCAGUAUUUAGAUGUGUGCCUGUCAAAUGGUACUUCAAUUGACGAGAUAUUUAGGACGAAUAAAUGUGCAGUCCUUCCUCUAGCAUACGUUACUACCUUUGAAAAUAAUGGUGCUAUCACUUAUAAAUUUUAUAUAAAAAAGCGAAUUGAUGAAUAACAAAACAUUAAUAAUAAGAUCAGAAGUAGUUAACAAAUUUAUUACCAAAUUAAGAAAUUAAGUUAUAAACAAUGUGAUUAUUAAUAUUCAUAAUUUAUAAAAAAUAAUUAAUUUCUUUAUUUAAUAACAACACAUUGCAAUAACCAAGUUAUAGUCCCGACUCUUUCUCUUUAACAUUGUACACAUAAUAUGUAUAUCAUACAUUGUGAUUUAUGAUAGUAGUAUAUAAAUAAAUAAAUACAUAAGACACCCAUAAGUUAAUAAUAUAUUAUUGUCUUGUAUCGUUAUCUCAUUCUAAAACUUUCAUCCAAAAUUUGCAAUAAAAAGUUAUUUCGUUUAUAGGUAAGAAAAUAAUAUUUUUAAUAAAUUAUAAAUAAGUAUAGUAAAAAAACUAAAAAACUUUUUAACUAUUUUCAUUAUAGAUGUUUUCUUAUCAUUAUCAUAUCAUUAUUCUACCUUUUCUUCAUGUUUAUUGAUUUAAAUAGUUUUAUGCUAUGAAACUUUCUGCGAAGGACUGUCAUUUACAUUAUUUGUUUCUAUGUAACAUAACCCAAAAACCAUCUCAGAAAUAAGAGCAGGCCUGUGACCAGCAACGAGAGAACGGAGAUAGUACGCUCAACCUAACUUUGAACGGAUUUUUUCACGAUCGAGGCCUCAUCCUUGACCUCCACCUACACACUGAAUUCCCACCAGAGUCCUUCACCCGAAAACCAAAUUCAGAUUAUAUCACACGCCAGUCCCCCAUAGAUGUUGCUACAAUACAAAUAGAGGUAAAAUUUUGUUGACAAUUACUUAAAAUCGUUAAUUAUAGUUUAUAUUAUUUGGCACACUGAAACGACUGAAUAGGACUUUUCUAAAAUAUUUUAAAUUUAGAAAUGUUUACUCACUUCUAGCUUAUUUAUCUAUUUGUAAUACAUAACAAAAAAAUUACAAUAUUAAGAUUUUUUUCGGUUUGUAACAAUGUUCUUAUCUUAUUGUAUUAUAGUUUAUGUUCCUACGUUUCUUUUAAGUAAUUUUUGUGUUUUUUUGUGAGUUAAUAAUAAAUAAAUAAAUGAUUUACUUUU